Molecule: messenger RNA, 10621 nt
Organism: Toxoplasma gondii ME49
Lineage: Eukaryota; Apicomplexa; Conoidasida; Eucoccidiorida; Sarcocystidae
Product: VRR-NUC domain-containing protein
Exons: 2
Coding region: 757-9039 (2760 amino acids)
Biological process (GO): interstrand cross-link repair
Cellular component (GO): nucleus
Molecular function (GO): 5'-flap endonuclease activity; flap-structured DNA binding; 5'-3' exonuclease activity
Source: RefSeq, a predicted model, not a curated record
GUUGGCAAGCCCCAAAAGGACUUUCCGCCCCCUCCAUAUCCUUGAUCCAGCAACCUUCACAUUACAACCACAGAGCACGGGUGAUUCUCUGAAACCAAGUAACCGGAUUCCCCUUGAAAAAAAAGCAGAAAAAUGGACGCACACCAGAUGCUGUGUCUGGCGACACAGACCGUAUUUUGCGCUGGGCGACUUGCUUCUAGGACCAUAGGAAACCCCGGUUGCUACCGCCGCCCAUUCUCAGCAAAGUCAAGCACUCUGCACCGUUUCUUGCAGGGGAUGGGUUUUCCAAGCAGUCUGUAUUCGUGUCUUUGACCUUCAGGCAGAUAUUUCGACUUCUCAUAACAAAUGUAGGGGACCACAACCGCAGCCGGCACACCGCGGUCAGCACAGCCAGCCCGUCAUCGCACAGUCAGAGGGGGCCGUUGCGGCAAGCCAGAAACGCUUGUCUACAAAGAUAACAGGCCUGAACGCGAUUUCCGCAGUUUUAUUUCCGAAAUGCCAGUGCAGAGCGAUCCGUGGACUGGGUCGCGACCCUUCCCUGUUUCGCUUCUUGAAGCCGUCGGGCGUCACUGCAGGUGAGCCACUGCGCGCGUGACCCCCCUUGGCGGCGCGGCUCUAUUCUGCACUGAGCUCGGACGUUUCUCUACUGGGACAGACUGCUUCUUCUUGAGAUACAUCUUUGUUUUUUCGUCACCCUUUUCUGCCGACUCAGGGGCUACGCAGUCGGGAGAUUGGAAGCGAGUAAAACGACCGUUCAUGGCAAGCCGGGGACGUAAAGGCGAGGGGCGGCGGCCUGGGCGUCGUAGCUUCCCAUUUUUCCUCCGAAAUGGACACAGAAAUAGGGGCUUGUCUUCCUCUGGUGCCGUCCCGUCCGGGGAACGCUGUCGUCGACCCGCCGACUUGGCGACCGAAGGCAGAUGCCCAGAAGCGACUCGAACUCCACAGAGCACUCUUCUGGAUUUCUUCAGUCGACAGAGCAGAGAUCAGCAACGCCAGGGAAACCACGCGCCGCGUCGCUCCGCAGGCAAAGAAUCCAGGGAAGGCGCAACAGAAACUUGUGACGGAGCGCCUUGCUCGGCCGCUGCCCAGUGCGCGGACAGCGGCCGUCCUGGAACUCGCGUCUCGUGCAGGUCGUCGACAUGGCGCCUUGUCUCAGCUUCCCAGGAGGUCGUGGAAGUUAUUGAGGUCUCCAGUCACGAUGAAGAGUCGGUUGCUGCGUUGCCGGCCGACGCAAAGUGUCGUGAAGCGACGCACAGGUCGCUAGAACAUGUUGAGGCUUGCCAGCUCGGAAGACGACACAUGAAGCGAACGCGUGGGUGGAGUCUCCACGAGUCAGAAGGCGCAUCGACGGACAUGCACAGGACUGACGAGGGUGGCCGAACGCGUCGCGGCCUCUCAUCUGCAGGCUCCAGAAGAGAAGGCGGUCAUUCUUCCACGUUCUUUGCUCCACCAGAUUCAGACGACUGCCGACCCGUUCCUGCUGCAUCUCAAGUCGUUCCUUCAGAUAUGUGCGGUCGCCGGGAACUCGUGAAGAGCGAUGUUUCUGCCGGGGUGGAAGACAGCGGUAUGGGUGCCUCUCCUGGGGACAGGAAGCGUCUGACUCUUUCUCGUCCUACUCUUUCUUCAGACGGAGGUUCUGUUUCUGCGACGUGUCUGGUGGCGGAGAAGAGCUUGUCACCUGCUCGCUCGCUACCAGCCGUUGACAACCACACGCCAGGCGCUAGAGGGUACGCGGAGUGCGAGAAGCAGCCCAGCGAGCCGUUUUCAGAAGCCUCUGGCGCAGCUCCGCCCUGUGGCUCGGGGCGCUUGGAUGGACGCGAUGAUCCAGCAACGGAGGGGGUACAGAGAAGCGCAGACAGGUCGGCUUCUUUGCAUGCUUUGGAGUGCACAUGUUCCACGCCGAGUUCAGAGAGAACACCCGUGGAGGAGGACGCCUCGGGACGGUGCCCCCCGUGGAUGUGGAAUUACACAGCCCCCGUGUACGCAUGUCUGGAGGCGAGUUGCACUUUCAACUCGCACUUGUUUUCCCGCUCGGAGAAAGGCGACUUGCGGCGUCUAGUGCGACUCCUUGCCCUUCCUAUCGACGUGCCUGACGAGGAGACAGGAGAGCCGAGAGGCGUCGGUGAAACGUCUCCAACGGGUAGGGACGCCGAGGUCGAGGCUUGCGAGACAGUCGGGUCUUGGAAACGGACACCCUGUCAAGCGUUGUCUCCUGGGGCGCGCCUGCUCUUUUGUCGACUCGUGCUUCAGUUCUGCCGGACGCCACGUCGAGAAGUGGACUUCCACAGUUUCGGCCUCAACGACGUCGAAACUCGAGCCAGCGCUGCACAGGCGCAUGCAGCGGACGCAGCGCCUUCCUCUUCCCGACGCUCUGCUUCGCUCCUGGCAUCGCCGUGGCUUCGUCUCGCGCCGCUGCUGAGUCGCAGCCGACGAGAAGUGGCAGAUCCCCAAGCUGCCCUGGAUGAACUGCGUACGUGCGGGCUGUUCACAGUGUGGGACCCCCGCUCCGGUGUACAUACACCUGACGACGGGGCUUGGCUGCGGAGCAGCGGUGGGUUGCCGGCACCCUCGGGGGGCGCCGCGACUCCCGAUGCGGAAAGCGCGCAGGUGAGAAGCGACCUUCGCAGGCUCCGCUGCAGGCCCGACCUUCCAUUGCCUGAGCAAGGCGACCGACUUGACAGGAAGGGUGGGGAUCCGCAGCCAGCUGGAGACAUAACGUCACCUCGAGUGCCAUCAACACGACGCACAUCCACAGGUUCCAGUGGAGAGUCCCACACCAGUUCUUCUCCUGGAUCGUCCCCCGACACAAACGGAUCCGAAGGAGUCACAUGCAUUGGAGGAAGACCGGCGAGCUUCAGCUGGGCUCCACCCGAAUUCCGCGUCCACAGCACUCAGUGUUCUCCCCUCACUUCUAGUGGGGCAUGUCCACGGGAACCGAGAUCCGCCGCGUCCGUUUCCGCGGCGUCUCAGGGCUCGACAUGUUCAAAGACGCAGGGGGUCUCCCGGUGGAGUGCUCAGAGGCGUGCGGCGGCUGCCACUUUGAAAAACAGUCUGAUUGCUGCAUUCGACUGUCUCACGGUUCCUGAACUCCAGCGCAUCGUGGCGGAGGUCGACGCGACGCUUGCGAUUCCAAGCCGAGCUUCGCCUUUCUCUCGGCGCUUUGGCAGCCUCGCCUGCUCGACACUCGCAGCUCAGCUCCGUCGUCUGUUCCCUGCGAGUCGACGAAUGCCCCGAGCGCAGGGAGAUCAGCGCCACACCCGCGUCUUCAAGAGGCGGUCGGACUGCCUCGCGUUUCUCGGCGUCGCUGCAGAGGCAGCGUUUGUUUCGCUUCUCAGGGAGCAAGGCGACGACUCAUGCGUCGAUUUCUCCACUUGGGCGCCGUGUCUGCCUCGACUGGUGCGGACCGGGAAACAGGCCGAGCAGCCAGGUGUGAAAAUGAAGAAACUGACUCACUUCUUCAAGGCCGCGGCUUCUUCAGAGACACUGCAGAGCCGGUCUAGAGUGUCCACCGCCCAGUCCGCCCGCUCCGGUGACAACAGGGUCGCCACACGGUCUGUGUGCCCGCGAGACGCAGCCUCGUCUCGAACCAGUAACGCGACUCGCGACGGCGAAUUCACCUCCGCUGCCGCCGUCGCCUCUGACCCCGCUUCGAGUGUACAUACACCUCAGUGCGGUGGUGCAACCGCGGCAUCGCUCGCAUCCGGCCCUUCGCAGAAUGCCGCUGCCUCGGGAGCUUUUUGGUCGCUAUCUGAUGGCGAGCGUUUUCUCCAAAUGUUGAGAGAAGUUCUUGUGCACUGCGUCGGGCCGCUUGCCUCAUUCCACGACGCGAAGGUGCUGCAUACGUUGUGCGUGGCGUUUUUCGCGUUUCACGUCGUCCACAGCUCCUUUCUGAAUUUCCUGUCUCGUAGCGCCCCUCCCGCCGCAGUGCUCUGGACGUCGCGUUCCCGGUCCGGCCUGCUGCCCUUGACCUUCGACGCAGAGACACCGUCGCGAGAUCGGCGACAGCCUGGUGAAGUUCAGGGCAACGAAGGUCUGAGAAACGAAGCCGAGGAAACGGUUUUCAGCUUGGCGGCAGCCGCCAUCUCUCCCGCAGUGUCGCGACUCGCCGGACUCGUGACCUACCACCUGCAAGCCCAACGCACUGGCGGUCACCCAACGUUCGUCCGAGAGCGAGGAAACGCGACAAGCAACCAUGAGCGACGAACGGACGGUGGAGGAGGCCUCACAAAGGGUCGAACAUCCGUGGACGAACAAGACAGUGGGGAUGGGCAAUGGGACGGUGGACUCGACGAAGAAGGAAGUGGGGACGAUAAAGGCGGCAGUCGCAUUGCUGCAAGAACGGUCACAUCCCAACAGCCAGGAGCCCCGCCUUCACGGAGAGAAGCAGAAAGGCUGUCUUCGACUGAGGGAGAUGCCGUUCUUGCUCGCAGAAAGGACGAGGACGGCGUCGAGCGUGCAGUUUCUUCAGAAUUGCACUUGUGGGGUCGAGUCGGCGAGAAAAGGAUCUGUGAAACAUGUGGCGGGGCAGCGGUGAGGAAGCCGAGACAGCUGGAGGCGCCUCCGCUGCGGUGUCGAUGCAGCUGCUGUGAGUAUGCUAGAGCCCACACACCGAUCUUUGCGUCUCGAGUGUCUCUCUUCGUCUACGCCGCUGCGCUCCUUGAAGAGUGGCGCCUGUCUGCUUUGCUCUGGGGCGGCCUCGUAUUGCCGGCACCAGAGCGUCUGGGAGACUCAAGAGAAACUGCAGUGCUCGCCAUCGUCCAGAACGCCGCGGAGAAGCUCCGCGCCCACGUGGAGCAAGCCGAAGAUCUGUUGAUCAGACACCUGAGCCGAGGGGGCAGGCUGGACUCUGUCGCGUCAAACGCCGAAGGCGGCGUCGAGGAGGGCGGGAAGGUGUGUGCGGUAGCCGAGGACGUGGAGACAGUCUCUUGUUCGUUUUUGGAAAGUCCUUUUUCUCCGAGCGGGUUGAUGGAGUCAACUGCUGAAAUGCCGAACUUUUGUGGAAGGAGACUCGGCGAAGGCGGGGGCUCUCUGGCAGCUGCAGAGCUGCAGCUCGGCGCCGACGUCCCCACAGGAGGGGGCGACGCUUCUUCGCCGCGCCUCAGACGCGCGCUGGAGGUAGCGACUCCGCCGUCAAAGCUUUUUCGCUUCACUCCGCAGUUUGUUUGGGCCAAGACCAUUUCUCACGGCCUCGAACUGGUGGAACAAAGAAAGUGCCACCGCCAGGCAGUCGACCUGCUCAGGCUUCUUCUCCGCCUUCACCGACUUCGGCAGAGCCUGACUCACUGCCUCACCUUCGACCGCGCGCCCUCUGCUGCUCGGCGCCGACGGACAGCCUCGGAGACACGCGGAGGAGACAGCGAAGAGACACCUGGAGACACCGAGGAGACACACCGGGGCGCCGAGAAGAUGGACAGGAACCGAAAAGGAACCUUGCUUCCGCCGGCGGACUCUCCACAGCUCUCCACCGGCAGCGCCAAGUCUCGGCAUGUUGGCAGAGAGAACGUUCGACUGCAGCCGGCUGUGUGUCGCGCGCUGUCUCGACACGCAGGCCAGUGGUACAACCGUCUGAUGGUUCUGCUAAAAGUUCACUUGUCCCGUCCUCUGGAGUCUCUCGUCGUCGCCGUCGAGUGCUUGAGAGAGCCUGAAGGAGCUGUGAGCCUCGCGGAGCGUCUCGCGAUUGGCAAGCGGGCCACAGCGCUAGCCAAGACGCUCGCGCAUGCAGCGGAGAAGGCGAGGAAACAACGCAAGGGGCAAAAAGAUCAAAGGGGGGAAGGACGUCGAGAGACGCGACCAAGAGACGCCACGCAGAGUAGACCUCGUGUCGCACAGAGAGGAAGGCGCGGACAGAAGGUCGAGGUCAAAGACGACGAUGUCGUGGAGAGCGAUGCAGAGACAGAAAAGACAGAAAAGACAGAAGAGACAGAAGAGGUGGGGAAGAGAAGAGAGACAGCAGAGCCUGUCCCCGACUGCUGGGUCGACGUUUUGCGGCUCGUGGGAUUCCCGGGGGAGACAGCUAGCGAGGCGGUGAGUGUCUCUGUUUGUGGGGUGGCGAAGCCCUUUCAGAAAAGAGAUAGCGCGUCCGUUCUUUCUGGAACAGACGCAACCCCACAGCAGAGCGUUUCUCAGAGCCUUCCAUCCCCGCCUGUCAGAAGCAAAGGCACUGCAGAUCCUCGGGCGUCACCGGAAGACAAACGCGAAGAUUCAAAGACACUGACAUGCGUCUCGGGGGAGACGAACGUGCAAGAGCGUCCAACAGGCUACGCCGCGUCGCUGGGCUGGCCUCUGGGCUGGAGCGUUGGAGGCGCUUCGUCGCCUCUCGUGGAGAGUGCAGCGGAAGAUGCGUCUCGCGUGUCUGGGUGGGGUGAGUCUGCGCGUCUCUCCUGGACGAGGUUUUUUCCUCGAGACGUGCAUGCGCGACUUCUCGAGACAGAAGAGCUGCAGAGCCUGAUAGAGAAGGACUUGCCGCACAGCGUCGUCUACGCGAGGCCUCUGCAAGCCAGUCAACAGACAGGGAAAAGCAGCGUCUUUGUUGGGUGGGAUAACCGGCUUUUGAGUGUCGAGGAACUGUGCAUGCAACACUACUCGAUGGCAGGGGACUGGCGCGCCGUCCACGACGAAGGGCGCUGCCUCCGCAUGCUCUUCAGAGUGAUGACGUUCGAUUUAGACGCAAGCGUCGAACAGACGGGGGACCGGGGGUCUGCCGAGAAAGAGGCAGACGCGGAGAAGAGAGGCGGGCCAGCGAACGGGUGCGGCGAAGAGGAGGGUGCCGAAGAAGCGACAGCAGAGAUUUCAGAGGACGAAGCAGGUGUAGAGAAAGCGGAAGACGUUUCAGAGAAAGAGACAGAUCUUUCAGGGGAAACGCAGCGCACACAGAACUCAGCGAACAGAGAGAACGCAAGUCUGCCAGAGGCAUCCCGAAGUCGAGAAACAAAAGAGGAGGAAAGAAACGAAGAAGCGAGAGGAGCUUCAGAGGUUUCGCGACACGGCUUGCCUCUGAGGGAGGAAGCGAAGAGUAAGCGAGAAGGCGAGAUGCGGUGCCCUAGAUGCGUCUCAGACGACGCUGUGGAGAAGGCAGUCACUGACAACGAGGAGCGAGGCGACGGGAACUUCGGAGAAGAGAAGGGAGAAGACGGCCAGCCGUUUGUGGAGAUUGUCUUUUUGCCUCUAUCAGAGCCGACGGCACCUUCGUCGAUCGAUGGCGGAGAGGCCGCAGGAAAGGGCGAGAAGUCCUUCGCAGAGCCGACUUCUGGGGGGUUUGAACGGAGGCCGGGGGAGAGCGCGGAGAGAAUCGGGCGAGAAGAAGAGCGCAUCCUAGGUCGCGAAGCGGAAGAGAGUUCGAGUCCGUUCUCGUGUCGACCUGGAGACGCUAUGAGCAGAGAAGCAAAGAUGCAGAAGUUCUUGGAACAGCUCGCAAAGGCGUCGAGACUGCAAGUCGCGGAAGCUGUGCGACGCACUGUCCGGCGUAUGUACGGCAUGCGCUUGCCAGGCCUCAGCUGGCGGGGCGUGUGGCAGGGGCGAGAAGAAGACGGAGAAGAAGAAAGAGCAGAAGAAAAAGAAGGAGACGCAAAAGGAGGAGAAGAAAAAACGGAAGCCGAAAAGGGAGCAAAGGCGGAAGAAGCAGAGGAAGAAGAUGAAGAACCUGAAGGUGGCGGGUCAAAUGAAGACGUGCGAGAAGCCGCGCAUCUCUCUGCCGUACGCAGCGAUGUAGCAGACGAACAAGCGCAGGUUCUGGCCGGGGAUGCAGAAAUCCGAGAAAGUUUGCCAAAGACGCCGUGGCAUGAAGCCGUGAAUUCGCAGAGCGAACGUCGCGAAGGACAGAAAGAGAAUUCGAACCCGGAAGCUCAUCCCGAGGAGUCUUGCGACCCCACAGAGAAGAAAGCGAAGUCGGCGCGAACUCCAGGGGAGGCGCCAGUGCGUGCAAGAGAGAAGGAGAGAGAUCAGAAAAAAACAAAGGAGAAGAACGUGGACGAGAGAGACACUCGCAUCAAGCAGAGAGAGAGCGCAAAGGAAGCGUGUGCAGGUUUUUUUUCUAUGCUCGCGUACGGUGUCGGCGGCAGAGGUUUGAGUGAAGCUUUUCGACUUUUCUCUGAGGACUUUUCUUACUGGGGUGGAGGACUUCCGGACCUCCUUCUGUGGCGGAACUCGGAUGCAAAGUCGAGGACAAGACCUAGUGCUGCGAUCCCGCCCUGUGAGGAAAAGAGAGAAGAACUCGAGCCUUUGGAGAGGAGCAGCGACUCCAGGAACGGAGGCGAGAUGGAUCCUGAAAUCUUGUUUGCGGAGGUGAAAGGUCCCCGAGAUCGACUUUCGGAAAAACAAAGGUAUUGGCUGGCGCAUCUCCUCCGAGCGGGAGUGCCUUGCGAGAUGUGCAAAGUCCUUCCCCCGGCACUGGCUUCGGAGUCGAGUUGGGGGGCACCUUCUUCAGCCGUUUCCUGUGGAGAAAACGCGCUGUCGCUGAGUGCGCAAGAGGCGAGGGGAACAGAAGAAGACGGAGGGCCUGUCCCGCGCGAACGCAGACACGGGGAGGCUCCAGAACAGGAGGCGAGUGUGUCGACUUUCUCUGACGAAGACGAAGACGAAGACUGGGAGAGGAAACAAGAAGUCCCCGGGUGUCCGGGCGCCGGUUUACGGCGAAGAAAACGAAGUCGGGAGAACAGAGAAGAAGCAGCAGAAAACAGUCAGAGACAAGAGGACAAAGAAAAGGGUCGUAAGCAGGAACCGGGAGAGACACUGUUUCCUGUGGAGAAAGAAGCGACAGAGACGAAACGAAUGGCUGCGUGUGAAACGCGGAGAACAGGUGUGGAUGCCCAGAGACGUCAGAGCAAACGUGGCGGAAGAAAGCUUGCUUCUUCGCAGGUCCGAGAGGCGCAGCUCUCGAAGUUCUCUGAAUCUGACGUUGAGACUGCAAGGGCGAAUGACGUAAAAAAAGAUCAGAAGCGACAAAGAACAGGACUGUCACGCGUUCGCCUCAGAGUCGAAUGGGAGGAACAUGACGCAGACAAAGUUGAAGCACUUUGCCGGAGAACUCGGAAAAACCUGUAAAUGUUGAUUUUUAAAAGGCCGCGAAAAACAUAGCCUCGUCCACUUUUUAAAACAAGAUGUAUUCAGGGACACAAACAUACAUAUAUGCAUACUAGGAAUCUAGUAUCUAGCUGUCGAUAUACAGAACGAAGACCGUCAAGAUUUAAACGAUCAGCCCAGAUCGUUGUAUAUACGCCAGGGGAAAAGCGUCGUUUUGGAAAAUGGCUUUUCAUUUGUGAAUGAUAUACACAAGUCGACUGGAAACCUAAUCCUAACAAUGAGAGAAGGAUGAGAUCUCCACCUGUUAAAACAAUGCAUAUAUCUAUAUAUAUGUUUAUGUGCAAGAACAUAGUAUUGUGAUUUGGAUGUAGAUGUAACUAUAUAUAUAGAUAUAGAUAUAGAUAAUAAUCUAGUAAUUAGAUGUAGAUAUGACUGUGAAGGAUGGGAGAGUAGCGAUGAGUAGGCUGGGAGACAGUGAGGGGAAAAGGAAAUCUAUACCUGCAGGGUUGUCAAAAACAGGCAUCUGCGUGCGAUAAGUGAUUUGUGAGGCUGCAAAGGGCGAGAUAAAAUGCAGUCGACUCCCUUUGAGGCUAGUGUCGGGAUCGACUGUGUGGCUUUUGUAAAUCUGGGCAAACGAGCUGCUUUGCGUGAGAUCUGCAAGGAGAACAGAAAAGGUUGGGUCGGGACCACUGACGCUUUUAUUUCUACCGUUUGUCGGGCCAGUGCGGCUGUUGAUCCUCGGUGCCUUUCCGCUGUGUAUGGAACCUUCCGUCAAAGGAACUCUGCUGAAAAACCUCAUCAUCUCUUUCACCAAGGAAGCGGGACAGUGUCACGCACGCGUUUCCCUAAAAUACUAAGGCACUUUGUCUUGGCGUCCUGCAAGCAAUACUUCACUGCCCAGAAAGGAGACACCUAUGAAGUUCCAGUCCAUGCAAGGCUGUCUACACAUGUGCGUUGGUCGAACACCGAGGCUCCCUCUGCCUCAGUUGUACGGCAAAGAGUCGUGAGGGUCUGGGAUUUUUCGUCAGAGUGAACGCGUGCGUCUGUUGCCACACUCCCCGGUGACCCGAACGUGUCCGGCCUCGCAGAACGUCCUCUUUUUCGCGGCUCUAAAGUGAUUUCGAGGGAACGACCUGCCUGAGUUGCUUCUUGGAAAGGAAGGCUGCUGCCCUCGCCCUCUCGCAAAAGGCUGCCUGACGGAAAACUCCGUGAUCCCCCCCCCCCCGGCCGCUGUUAUCCUCUGUGUGAGGGCAAAUGUGGACGGUGUGAAACGCAGGAGCCGUCACACGUGCGAAUCUCUCAAGUGAAAGCGCUCGUGCGUGGAAAGGCUCAACCGUACGCAGGCAGAUGAGUAGAGAAUCUUGGCGAGCCUGCGGAGGCUCAUAAACGCGACAGAACAAUUCAAGUUUCGGAUGCGGAUCCCCGCCAGAUUCCGUAUGUAAUCUUGGUGACGGGGCUCCAGUCGAAUUGGAUGGUUUUACGCGGACCGGAUUGUGUACACAUGUAACGAAUUGCGUUCAUCAACACGAAAGGAGUGCCCGAAAUCGGGGCGCUGAUCACGGUCCUGGACGCAAGCAAGUGCCUGGACCCAGAAACUGCCGUG